Messenger RNA from Eurypyga helias (sunbittern), 716 nucleotides. RefSeq names its product anti-silencing function 1A histone chaperone (gene ASF1A). The annotation marks the transcript as partial. The record is from RefSeq and is a predicted model, not a curated record. The transcript has 3 exons. Gene Ontology annotation, cellular component: nucleus. Gene Ontology annotation, molecular function: histone binding. Lineage: Eukaryota; Metazoa; Chordata; Aves; Eurypygiformes; Eurypygidae. Gene Ontology annotation, biological process: DNA replication-dependent chromatin assembly.
CUGGAAUGGAAAAUAAUUUAUGUGGGUUCAGCUGAAAGUGAAGAAUAUGAUCAGGUGUUAGACUCUGUUUUAGUAGGACCUGUUCCUGCGGGCAGACACAUGUUUGUAUUUCAGGCUGAUGCUCCUAACCCAGGGCUUAUUCCAGAUGCAGAUGCAGUAGGUGUAACAGUUGUGCUAAUUACAUGCACCUAUCGAGGUCAAGAAUUUAUUAGAGUCGGCUACUAUGUAAACAAUGAGUAUACCGAAACAGAACUGAGAGAGAAUCCACCAGUAAAGCCAGAUUUUUCUAAGCUUCAAAGGAAUAUUUUGGCAUCUAAUCCCAGAGUCACGAGAUUCCACAUUAAUUGGGAGGACAACACUGAAAAACUGGAAGAUGCAGAGAGCAGUAACCCAAACCUACAGUCGCUGCUUUCUACAGAUGCAUUACCCUCAGCGUCGAAGGGGUGGUCCACAUCAGAAAACUCAUUAAAUGUUAUGUUAGAAUCUCAUAUGGACUGCAUGUGACUAACCACCAUAAUUUGGGUACUGUACAUGUGUUAAACUGUAAAAACAACCAGAACUGUUUCCCUCAAAUUCCAUAAGUACAUAGUUGACAAGCAAUGUGAAGAACUUGUUUUAAAACAUCCUGUAGAAAGUUUAUAUAAAAAAAAAAAACCAAAAACACAAACCAGUAUUUGAGCAAGUUGUGGAAUAUAAAUACAGCUAUUUUUAAGUAA